This is a messenger RNA of Cynara cardunculus var. scolymus (artichoke), 701 nucleotides long. RefSeq names its product 60S ribosomal protein L21-1. NCBI's taxonomy places the organism in Eukaryota, Viridiplantae, Streptophyta, Magnoliopsida, Asterales, Asteraceae. The coding region runs from base 39 to 533 and encodes 164 amino acids. The transcript is spliced from 2 exons. Gene Ontology annotation, molecular function: structural constituent of ribosome. Gene Ontology annotation, cellular component: ribosome; cytosolic large ribosomal subunit. The record is from RefSeq and is a predicted model, not a curated record. Gene Ontology annotation, biological process: translation.
GAUUUUGUUUUGUUUGUGAUCGAUCGACAGAGGGAAAGAUGCCGGCGGGACAUGGAUUGCGAUCGAGGACCAGGGAUCUGUUCGCAAGAGGCUUCAGAAAGAAGGGUACCAUUCAUCUAUCUACUUAUCUCAGAACCUAUCACGUCGGAGAUUAUGUUGAUAUCAAGGUGAACGGCGCCGUUCAUAAAGGUAUGCCUCAUAAGUUCUAUCAUGGCCGCACCGGUCAGGUCUGGAACGUCACCAAGCGCGCCAUCGGCGUUGAAAUGAACAAACAGGUUGGUAACAGGAUCAUCAAGAAGAGGAUUCACGUGCGAAUUGAGCAUGUGAUGCCAUCCAGGUGCACGGAAGAGUUCAAACAGAGAGUUAAAAAGAACGAUCAACUAAAGGCGGAGGCGAAGGCCAAGGGUGAGGUGAUCAGUACGAAGAGGCAACCAGUUGGGCCGAAACCCGGGUUUAUGGUUGAAGGUACGACCCUAGAGACGGUAACGCCCAUUCCUUACGAUGUUGUGAAUGAUCUCAAGGGUGGUUAUUAAUUAAGUUGAAAGAUGAUUCCAAAUUUGGUUUUUGUUUCAUGACAUUUAUAUGUGUUUUUAUGUUGUUCAUCUUUAAUUUAGACUUGAUGGAUGCGUUCAUUAUGGUAAUGAGUUGAGAGUUUUGAAACAGUCUCAGAAUUUAUGUGAUUGGAUGCGGUUUUUGUUGCC